AUGCAGUGUGUAGGGGCCCCUGGACACGCCUUCAUGCAGUGUGUAGGGGCCCCUGGACACGCCUUCAUGCAGUGUGUAGGGGCCCCUGGACACGCCUUCAUGCAGUGUGUAGGGGCCCCUGGACACGCCUUCAUGCAGUGUGUAGGGGCCCCUGGACACGCCUUCAUGCAGUGUGUAGGGGCCCCUGGACACCCCUUCAUGCAGUGUGUAGGGGCCCCUGGACACCCCUACAUGCAGUGUGUAGGGGCCCCUGGACACCCCUACAUGCGGUGUGAAGGGCUCGGCCGCGGACGCAUGAACCCUGUCGCUGUGGAGUUAGUGUGA
Knipowitschia caucasica is the source of this 324-nucleotide messenger RNA. Lineage: Eukaryota; Metazoa; Chordata; Actinopteri; Gobiiformes; Gobiidae. The record is from the annotation of a GenBank genome assembly.